Molecule: messenger RNA, 3805 nt
Organism: Eupeodes corollae
Lineage: Eukaryota; Metazoa; Arthropoda; Insecta; Diptera; Syrphidae
Product: cell division cycle and apoptosis regulator protein 1-like
Exons: 13
Coding region: 131-3673 (1180 amino acids)
Biological process (GO): regulation of DNA-templated transcription
Cellular component (GO): nucleus
Source: RefSeq, a predicted model, not a curated record
GGCCAUAUUCAUGCUGUCAAACUGUGUAAAAAUUUCUGCGGCGUUUUUCCUACCAUUAAUUUUGGAAUUGAAUUUUCUUGGUCUGACUACGACUUAAAAUUUGUAAAAACUCACAUUUCGCUUUGUGAAAAUGUCUUUCAGUGGUCAAUCUAACCCACCAUGGCAACGCAAUUCAAUGAAUAAUUCAAUGCAAGGUAUGGGUUUUCAUCAAAACUCGCAAAUGUUUAUGAACCAGCAAGGCGGCCAGCAGAAUCAAAAUAUGCAAUAUAAUCAAAUUGGUUCCGGUAAUGUUAACCAAAUGUCUAAUAAUCAAGUGUUUCAACAGCAAGGGGUUGCGUACCCAUCUCGCACGGGCCUAAAUCCGGUUGCUUUUUCGAAUAACAAUUCAGGCUCGACCCCAACUCAACAAAAUAACAUGAAUGUACAUGGCGGCCAGAACAGGCAAACGUACAAUUCGAUGGGUACGGUCACCAAAAUAAGCAGUGAUUGCGGAUUGGUAAACGAUGAAGUGCUCUUCUAUAAAAAUAUAUGCAAGGGCGUCGUCCCUAAAGUUGGAGAUCGAGUUCUGUUUGAGUCGAGCUAUAGCACAACAUCUCAAUUUAAAUGGAAUGCCACAAGGGUUCAAUUAGUUUCGCAAGCUACAUCGCAGCCUAACCAGGCUCCUCCGCCACCGUUGAUGGGACAACGUGUUAAUAAAUCAUCUUCUGGGUAUAAUGCUGUACCGCCGCCAGUUGAGUAUAGAGCACUCGCUGCCAGUCAGAGAAGGGGGUCGCCAGGAGCAGCUAGACGUGGUUCUCCUAAUAACGAUCGGCACUCUAAUCGCGAUCGAAAGGAUUCCAACAAAGGAAGAGAUCGAAACGAACGUAACGAUAUUGAAAGUGAUCGCAAGCGACGUCGCGAUGAAAGUCCAAGGCCUCGUGAUCGCGAUAGACGUGACCAGGACAGACGUGAUGUAAGCCUUGAUAAAAAAGAUCGUGAUCGUAGUCCAGUUCGACGACUGUCUCCAAAAAGACGGAAAACUCGACCAAUUCCACGUUACGCUGUUCAAAUUCCAAAAACAUUAUUAACAUUUAAAAGUGGUGGAGUUCAAGAAAUCAAGCGUCGUUAUUCGAAUUUAUAUAUUCCUUCGGAUUUCUUUCACACCAAGGUUCGGUGGUCAGAAACAUUCACUCCUGACAAUCCAUUCUCCAUGCGGCGUCCAUGCACAUUUCAUAUUGCUCACAAGCUAGUGGAACCAUUGAAUGAUCAAAGACCUGAAAUUGAACCCGAUGAUGCCGAUUAUAUUUUUUCGGCAAAAGUAAUGCUAAUGGGUUGUCCUCCAUUAUCUGAAUUGUAUCAGAGAUGUUUUAACCUAGAUGAACACGAAGAUACACACAAUUGCGUUCAUCCGUCGCGUUUGAUAAAUUUUUUGGUCGGAACAAGAGCACGUAAUGAGCCAAUGGCGAUUGGUGGACCAUGGAGCCCAUCUUUGGAUGGAGAAAAUCCUGAUAAGGACCCUGCGGUUUUGAUUCGAACGGCUAUAAGAAAUUGCAAAGCUUUGACUGGAAUUGAUUUGUCCAAUUGCACUCAAUGGUACCGCUUCGUGGAGCUAUACUACCACCGUGCAGAUUACACAAGCAAAGGAAAAGUCAUACCGUCGCGGGUGGAAACUGUUGUUAUCUAUCUACCAGAUAUACAUUCUUGUAUGCCGACCCGAUCUGAAUGGGAAAAUCUUGCUGCUGACUAUAAGGUUGCUGCUACAAAUCACCUUAAUCGACUUAAAAGUGCUGGUCAACAAUCAACGUCUGCUGCCUCAUCGGAGGAAGGAAAAUCAACUAAAGAAGCAGAUGAAGCAGCUACUGGUCCUGAUUCUGCAACAUCGUUGGCAAAUUUAGGUGGAGACACUGGAGGCAAUCAACACGAUGAAAAUGGAACAGAGAAGGAAGAUAAUAAGAAAGAACCAACGCAUUAUUCAAAAUUAGAUCUAAAAACAAUGAAAAUACAGGAAAUACGUGAUGAGUUAAUAGCACGUAAUUUAUCCUCUAAAGGUCUUAAGCCCCAGGUGUCGGCUCGUUUGGCAAAAGUUUUAUCAGCUGAAAAAGAUAAAGAUAAAAGCGAUACUGAAAAAGAUGAUGAAGACACCAAGAAAGCUGAUGAUAGACCAGAUGAUGCGGAAAUGAAGGAGGAAGAUCCUGAUGCUGGAAUUGAAGUUGAUAUGACAGACAUUGUUAUAUUAGACGAAUAUGACUCUAGUAAAAAUCCAGAUGGUGAAAAUCAAGAAAAGGAACCAAACAAUGAGUUAGAUGAUAAAGAACGCAAGCAAUUACAACGUCGAUACGUUCUUCCAGAGGAACCGCACGUUAUUGUUCACCCUUCUAAGACUGCGAAGGAAGGAAAGUUUGAUUGCACCGUCAUGUCGUUGUCUGUCCUAUUGGAUUACCGUCCCGAAGACACUAAAGAAAGAUUUUUUGAGGUUUCUCUGUUUGCUGAACUAUUUAACGAAAUGUUGAUGAGAGAUUUCGGAUUCAAUAUUUUCAAAGAAUUGUACUUUCACAAAGAGCCAGUUGUCGAAAAGGACGAAACUAAAAAAGAUGAAAAUAAGACAAAUGAUGACGAUGAAAAGUCUAAGGACAGUCAAGAUCAAACUUCCGAGAAGAAAUCAAUAGGCGAAAGUGAGAAAAAAGACAAAAAUAGUCGCGACCGGCGUAAAAAACCUACUGACGAGGAUACUGAAGACGAGAGUUAUUCAGUGCACUCAAGUGACCGAAAAAGGAAAUCAGAUAGGAAAAUGUGUGUUGUUAAACCACAUCUUUUACUUUCACUAAUCUAUUUCGAUACUUGCCACUGUGGGUAUAUUUUUGAAAAAGACUUGGAGGAAUUAUUUUUAAUCCUUGGUCUGAAUCUAUCCCGCGCAGAGAUUAGAAAAUCACUUUCAAAGUCGGUGUCAAGGCAUGCAUUUUACUACAGAAAGCUAACCGAUGCGGAAGAGAAACCCGAAAAUACUGUUAAAGACAUAGACGCAGAAGAUGAAUUCCCAAUAGAAGAAUUAAAAAGAAUUGCUUCUGGUAAUAACUGCUUAUUACCGGUAUUUAAGGGUUCUGAUGAUAGUGAAGUGGAAAGCUCAAAAGCAGUUGAUUGUGUUUCUACGAAUGAUGGCAUGGUUACUCAUAAUGGAGUGUUGGUACAUGUUGGAAAAUUAUUUGAACAAAAUAAACGUUACGAGAAAUCAUAUUCGGAAUUAGAACAAAUGUAUAUUGAAUUAAAGAAGAACCAUGCAGAACUACAAGCAAGCAACACCAAGACUAACAAUAAGACCAAGGACCUCCAGAGCGAAGUUAAAAGUCUUCUUAGAAAACUGAGCGAUGCGGAUCAAGAUUUAUUCACUUUGAAUAGAAAGUACAGUGACCAGCACUCUGCAUUAAUGUACUGUUAUGAUAAAAUAGCACCAUUUGUCCCUAGAUCCGAGAAGAACCAUAAAUCAAUUGAGGGGUCACGUGAUCGAGAAGGUACUAAAGAGAAGAAGGACGACAAGGAAAAGAAAGAAGAAAAGGAUAAGAAAGAAGAUAAGGAAAAGGAUAAGAAAGACGAAAAAGAAAAACCGGACGAUAAAGUUGAAAAAGAAAAUCAAUCGAUUGAAAAGAUUGACGUUGAAAAAGACUCCUCGAAACCCGAAGUUAAAAAGGAGGUAGAAUGAACAAAAUAAAAGAGUAUUUUAUAGAUUUGCUUAGACUAAUGAAUUAAGAUUUUUUUCUUGGGUAACUUAUCAAUAUUAGAUGGCAUAUAAAUAAACUGAAUUAAUAAACUAUAUAAAUUUAUUGGAAAAUAA